AUGCCUGUACAACAGUUCAACACAUCUCCUUCCCAAUAUACUCUUUACAACGGUCACCAAAUAUCUCCAACGAAUACCACACCUUCAACUCCCAAUAAUGCUUCACCCACCUCUCCAAGAAGUGGACUUCCAAAUUAUUUACCAACACAUACAAGACAGUUGAGACCACCCAAGUCUCCAUUGUAUGUGCCAGCAGUUUUGCGACCCACCGAUCCACCCAAGAGAAUGAUGAGACAAUCACCACUUACUCCACCACAAAGUAUGCAUAGCAGCUUCGAUGAUUUGGAGAACGCGACAACAUUGACAAGAAGAUCGACUGGAGAGAGUGGAAAGUUUGGAUUGGGCGCAAUAACUGAAUGUGAAUGGAACGUCGAAGGGCUUGGAAAGGUGACAGCAUUGCCGACGAGAAAUCACUGGAAGCCUGAUUCCAAAUCCUCCAUUUGCGAUGAAACAACCUGUACAAAAUACUUCACCUACUUUACAAGGCGGCAUCAUUGUCGGCGUUGCGGAAAUAUCUUUUGCGAUCAACAUUCUGGUUACUCAGUUCCCCUCGAUCAAGAUGCCAAUUAUCAUCCAAAGGGUACACCAAGCCGCUCUUGCGAACACUGCUACAAUGGUUAUAGAAGCUGGUCCAUUGCACGAUCCAGUCGAUCCAAUAGCGAAAGUUCUCAAGAAGAACCUACUACUCCAGUUGUCAACUGUAUCAGAGGCAGAGUAGUUGAUAACCUUCUCGGUGAACAAUUGAAAGGUCCAGCUGAGAGUCUUCCUGCAAGUGUCCCAAGAGAUUGGCACUGGAGUACCUUUUGA
Molecule: messenger RNA, 807 nt
Organism: Sclerotinia sclerotiorum 1980 UF-70
Lineage: Eukaryota; Fungi; Ascomycota; Leotiomycetes; Helotiales; Sclerotiniaceae
Exons: 2
Coding region: 1-807 (268 amino acids)
Molecular function (GO): metal ion binding
Source: RefSeq, a predicted model, not a curated record